UCACAUGUUAGGUGGGUCAGUGAUGCAAAUGGAGAUGCGUGGCAGCCGUUCCAGACGCAGGUUCGCUCGCAGACUUUGCAGGCAUACCUGAGCAGCAGCAGCAGCAGCAGCAGCAGCAGCAGCAGGAGGAGGAGGAGGAGGAGGAGGAGGAGGAGGAGGAGGGCGGCCGUGUGCUCCUUAUCACGCUCCACAUUUAAAGGAGCUGCUCUCCAGCUCCCUUGGUUACGGCAGAAUCCCCGAGCGCUCGUCUCACCUAGCCGAGCCGAGCCCAGCCCAGCCUCCAGCGGACCUGCGGGAUUCGGACGCUGCUGCAGUCAGGGGCGGGAUGCUUUUCCCAAGCGGCGCGCUGGACUCGCUGGGCUCCUCCCGGGUCCUGCCCGACGCCGAUGACUCGGCCGUGGGCCUGCUCUCCCUCAGCCUGCCCGGGGUGGACGGAUCCCCGAGCAUCGCCAGCGCAGAGACCGCAGCUCAGACCGGCGCCCCUUCCAUAUUGGGCCUUCCGGGCAGCUCUUUGUGUAAUAUCCUGGGGAAACCGCUGAGUUUUCCCUCCCACGCACCUGUGAGCGCUGCGGACUUCCAGGACAGGUUUCCUGGCAUGUCCCGCCUCAACAUGCGGCUGGACUCCCGCUCCUUGCUGGACUCGCGGUCGAGCAGCCCCGUAGACUCCGAGACCAGCGGACUGAGCUCCGGCUCUGACCACCUCUGCGAUUUGCUGUCCUCCCUGAGGAUCUCCCCACUGCCCUUCCUCAUGUCCAGCAUGCAGAAGGAUGCCUUGAAGCUGGGCAUGGGAUCUGCCAUGGACCAGGACAGCCCUCUUCCCACGCCCUCGCACAAUGCUGGCCGCAGCAAUGCUCCGCUCAAGCGCUGGCCAGGGGCCUCCGUGUGGCCCGGUUUGGACCUCCAGGAGACGCCCAACGAUCCAUACAACAUCGAGAGGGAAGCUCAGCUCCACAGGCAGGCUGCUGCCGUGAAUGAAGCUACCUUCACAUGGAACGGACAACUGCCGUCCAGAACCAACAAGAAUCCCCUGUACUCCUGUAAGGUUUUUCUUGGCGGUGUUCCGUGGGACAUCACUGAAGCUGGGUUGAUAAACACGUUCAACGGUUAUGGUCCGCUCCAUGUCGAGUGGCCUGGGAAGGAUGGCAAACAUCCCAGAUGCCCUCCAAAAGGCUAUGUGUACCUGGUGUUUGAGUCUGAGAAGUCGGUGCGAGGGCUGCUGCAGGCCUGCACUCAGGACCUUCUCCACCCGGAAGAUCACAGCGAGUACUACUUCAAGAUGUCCAGCCGAAGGAUGCGCUGCAAAGACGUGCAGGUGAUUCCAUGGGCAAUCUCAGACAGCAAUUAUGUGCGCUGCCCCUCACAGCGCCUGGACCCUAGUAAGACAGUAUUUGUGGGCGCUCUUCACGGCAUGCUCAACGCUGAAGCACUGGCCAACAUCAUGAACGACCUGUUUGGAGGAGUGGUUUAUGCUGGGAUUGACACAGACAAGCACAAGUAUCCAAUAGGGUCUGGCCGCGUGACCUUCAAUAAUCAGCGCAGCUACCUUAAGGCAGUGGGUGCAGCAUUCGUGGAGAUAAAAACGCCCAAGUUUACGAAAAAGGUUCAGAUUGACCCAUAUCUGGAGGAUUCCAUGUGUCAUGUGUGCAAACGCCAGCCAGGACCAUUCUUCUGCAGAGACCAGGCCUGUUUCAGGUACUACUGCCGCUCCUGCUGGCGUUGGCAGCACUCCAUGGACGUCCUCAGCAGCCACCGGCCCCUGAUGCGCAACCAGAAGAACCGCGACUCCAGCUAAGCGGCAGCGGCGCGGCCACGGCUGACCCGAGCCACUGCCCCGCAGCGCCUCUCAGAGGAGCGGAGGAGGAAAGCGGAUUCACCCCACCCAGAAGCGACAC
This is a messenger RNA of Scleropages formosus (Asian bonytongue), 1892 nucleotides long. Its product is annotated as cytoplasmic polyadenylation element-binding protein 1-like. Gene Ontology annotation, molecular function: ribosome binding; mRNA regulatory element binding translation repressor activity; mRNA 3'-UTR binding. The transcript has 10 exons. NCBI's taxonomy places the organism in Eukaryota, Metazoa, Chordata, Actinopteri, Osteoglossiformes, Osteoglossidae. Gene Ontology annotation, biological process: negative regulation of cytoplasmic translation. The record is from RefSeq and is a predicted model, not a curated record. Bases 326 to 1792 code for a protein of 488 amino acids. Gene Ontology annotation, cellular component: nucleus; cytoplasm; neuron projection.